CCUGGUGAGCGAUUCUGUCGUAAAGUAAAGGGGCCCAAACGAUCUACGAAAUUUGACCGGCACCGGAAACCUUGCGAGAGAUGGUGAACCGGCGAUUCGCGCAAGUGUCGACGAGUGAUGAGGAGGAUGAUGCGCCAUUGACGAGGCGUAAGGUCCGGAACUCAAGCGCCGGAGAGACGGAGAGGAGGCAGAGGAAGCGGAAGAAGGUGAAGCUGAGCGAAGACGAAGACGAAGACGAAGACGGUGUGGAAUUGAGGGGAAUUGAAAGGAAGAGGAAGAGAAGGGGAAGGAAAGAGGAACGCGAAUCGGAGUCGGAGGAAGAGGAGGAGGAGGAGGAAGAGGUGAAACCGGACGAUGCGAAGCCGAUUGGGAAAUUGGUUAAAGUUACGGGUAAAGGAAGGGGAAAGAGGAACCACUUCGCCAAGUUUGAGUACGAUGGAAACAAGUACGAACUGGAGGAUCCUGUGCUGUUGGUUCCGGAGGACAAAAAUCAAAAGCCGUAUGUUGCAAUCAUUAAGGAUAUUACCCAAUCCAAAGACGGAAGCACGAUGGUCCUGGGACAGUGGUUUUAUCGUCCGGAAGAGGCUGAGAAGAAGGGUGGUGGAAACUGGCAAUCAAGCGAUACACGAGAGCUCUUCUACAGUUUCCAUCGAGAUGAAGUCCCAGCAGAAUCUGUAAUGCACAAAUGCGUGGUGCAUUUUGUCCCUGCUGAUAAGCAACUUCCGAACCGCAAACAGCACCCUGGUUUUAUCGUGCGGAAGGUGUAUGAUACUGUGGAGAAGAAACUAUGGAAGUUGACUGACAAAGACUAUGAAGAUACCAAACAGCAUGAAAUUGACCUCCUUGUGGAAAAGACUAUGUUGCGAUUGGGUGAUCUUCCUGACCUUGAACCAGAUGAAGCACCUGUUGAUCAAGAGGAUCUGGUGAAAUCUAAAAGAUCUCUUCGAAAAAAGAACAUACCUCCUGUUGAUGUCAGAAAGGAGGAAGACGCUUCUCUGAAAGCUGAGACGCCCGGAAGCGCUGUGGUUAUUUCAGAGGAGUAUCGGUCUAUGUUGGAGAAGUUUGAUUCACUAACAGGUGAUAAUCAUCGCGACAAGGGUCUGGAGAAGCUUCUGCAAGCAGUUCAGCACGUGUGUUACAUCCCUGAGAAAAAACAAGCUGGUGCUGAGGAAAAGACUUCUUCAGAUGGAUACCACCAUGAAAAGGAUGAGAAAGUUUUGAAGCCUGAAAAUGGAUCUCAAGAAAAAACAUCAAAGGCUGAGAAUGCUUUUCUCUGGCCAGAUGAUGCUGUCCUUGCAGUUUCUGCUCUUGAGCAGGCUUCACAUGAUCUACUGGCCUCAGAUUUUCAAAAAUACAAUCAAAAGUUGAGGUCGUUGGUAUUCAAUCUCAAGAAUACUCCGCUACUAGCUAGACGGCUGCUCAGUGGGGAGUUAGAACCCAUGAAGAUUUUGAACAUGUCACCUGCUGAGUUAAAGGAGGGUUUGACAGCAGAAGAAACUGCGACAAAGGAGCCUGAUGAUUCCGAGCGAAUGCAGAUGACUAAUGCUCGGUGCUCGAGAUGCAAUCAGUUCAAAGUGGGCUUGAGGGACAUCAUCCAGGCUGGGCGUGGAGAUUGCUAUCAGCUGGAGUGCAUUGCCUGUGGCCAUUUGUGGUACGCACCAAGGGAUGAAGCAUCAACUCUUACCAUAGAUGCCCCAACCAGCGCCACACCCAAAUCCGGGGAUGUCGAAAAGAGUAUGGCUAGCCCUCGGGAGAUUGAUGGUGAUCCCCCGAAGAAAGGGAGCCCGACCCUAGACACCGAGAAGUGAAGCCAUUUUGCCUUCCUUUGUCAAACCCCCCCAACCCGGCAUGAAACCUGACCGAGUAAGAGUACCAGUGGUCAGUCCUCGCAUCUGACAUAUUGUAGAAUUUAGGGUUCUGGGAGUUGAGGAGAUGAGAGAGGAACCCUUUGUUGUACUGUAUCUAUUCAGUUGGGUUCCUUCCUGUGUACAGUUAACCCUUUAGGCUUGUGAUUGUUCUCUUAUAUCAAGGAACCGUCACCUCUUGGAUAAAUCCGCCUUUCGGGUAUCGCUAUUUUGGUUUGGUUUCGAUUCGGUAUUUGUUUGA
This is a messenger RNA of Tarenaya hassleriana, 2106 nucleotides long. Its product is annotated as ABC transporter F family member 4. The transcript is spliced from 8 exons. Gene Ontology annotation, molecular function: chromatin binding. Lineage: Eukaryota; Viridiplantae; Streptophyta; Magnoliopsida; Brassicales; Cleomaceae. The coding region runs from base 81 to 1808 and encodes 575 amino acids. The record is from RefSeq and is a predicted model, not a curated record. Gene Ontology annotation, biological process: DNA-templated transcription.